AUGGCUAUUCCCAAUACCUAUGGGCUAAUCUUUGCCUGUACCUGUGGUGUGAUCCUGAGCACUGGGCUGUGUGCCAACCUGCUGGUCUUCUCUUUGUUUGCCAAACACAACACACUGCGUAAGAACCGCCUCGAUAUCCUUCUGCUCAGCAUGGCUCUGGCUGACUUCCUAACCCUCCUGCUCAUCCCCUUCACACUGCACUCUGCUGUAAGUCAAUCCUGGCCUCUAGGUGACAUCUCUUGCAAGAUUUACCAGUUCCUGCUAGCCUUCAGUCUUGCAGCAAGCACCUAUUCGCUGUGUGCUGUGUCCAUGACUCGAGCCAUGAUCAUCACCAACCCAUAUCAGCCUCCCACCAUAGAUCUGGUUAUUCUUAUGUUUGUCCUAGUCUGGGCCCUCAGCUUCUUUAUUAGCCUGCCUCUGCGAAUGUUUGCUACCAAAACGAGUGUAGGCCCAAACCUGACCAACUUCUCCUUCUGCCUUCCAACGAUUCAUGAGCACCACUACCAAGUAGUCCUAAGCCAGUUUGUACUUUACUACUUUGUUCCAAUGCUAGUCAUUGCAUUCAACUAUGUCCGCCUGGCUCUAUUUCUCCACAAGAGUCCUGUAAUGUCAGUGUCCAGUGCCAAAAACACCCGCAGAGCUUCUGCCAUGGUGUUCUUGGCUGCAGCUACCUUCUCUGUGUGCUGGCUGCCUGGUUAUGUGCUGGAGCUGUGUGUGUACCUGGGCCUGUAUCGCCACGGACAGGCUUGGGAUAUAUUCUACUUCAUCUGUACUGUGCUCCAGUACCUGCACCCCUGCAUCAACCCAGUGGUCUAUGUGCUGCUGUCUAAGCGCUACCGCCACAGGAGGGCAGCCUGGCUCUUCAGCUGUACCAGGAACAGAGUGCAGCCACAGGUCACCAGUGUUACCACAGCCAGCCUUUAA
Molecule: messenger RNA, 924 nt
Organism: Archocentrus centrarchus (flier cichlid)
Lineage: Eukaryota; Metazoa; Chordata; Actinopteri; Cichliformes; Cichlidae
Product: galanin receptor type 2
Exons: 1
Coding region: 1-924 (307 amino acids)
Biological process (GO): G protein-coupled receptor signaling pathway
Cellular component (GO): plasma membrane
Molecular function (GO): neuropeptide receptor activity
Source: RefSeq, a predicted model, not a curated record